AUGGCCGCUCAACACGCUUCCGUAAGUCGUCUCGUCCAUUGCCCCAACUUCCGCCCCCGCCCGUCGCAUGGCCCAGCCCCUCUUCCCUGCCCCCGCAUUCUUCCUCCCACGCGCCCGCGCCGAGAAAUCCCACCUACUAGAUCUGAUCGAUCAGCGGCAACCCUAUUUUGUGGGGUUGCCGAUGGGGCUGCCGCCGCUGUUCGGGUUCCAAUGUUCCCAACACGACUCAUGUACUAAUUGGUCUUCUUGGAUGAACAACAGCACCCCGUCAAUGCCAACGCUGGCUCGGCCCCCGCUCGCCUGAGGGUUCACAAGGUUAGUCCCGACGCGUCGCCUCGAGACGAGAAACCCUCGAAUGGUUUUUUUCGCUCAAGCUCUACGCGAUGGUACUGAUUCUUCGGUUCGCACAAUCCGUUGCCUGGAACCAAAUAGCGUUCGGCUACGGGUGAGUCCUCCCAUUGAUGAAAGGGACGUGUUCGGAUCCAAGGGUGCUAACUCGGAUCCCUUAUGCUCUCCGUUCUGGCUACUGCAGGUUUCCUCACCGCCGGUGGUCAAUCUUUGAGCGAAAUCUUCCCCGGUGAUGCCAGUGCUUGGAAGGCCGCUCUCAAGAAGGGGUCAGUCCAAAAGAACGCACUUAUUCAAACCGCGAUUGGGACCGCGAGCUAAUUCCUACUCGUUCUCCGACCCCUAAACCUCCCGGCCCCAUUCUCGCGCCUCCUUUCUCUCCUCGUUCAAUCCACAGCAAGGACGAAACGACCAAACACGACAAAGAAGUCGUCACCUCGACCAUCGUCAAGCACGUCACCACCACUCUCGCCCGUGCCCCCUUCAACGUCGACGACCUCGCCUUGUACCAAGCCACGGCCCUGUCCGUUCGUGAUCGCCUGAUCGCGAAAUGGAACGCGACGCAGUUGGAACACACGCAGAAGAAGCCCAAGCGCGUUUACUACUUUUCGCUCGAGUUCUUGAUGGGGAGAAGUUUGGAUAACGCUUUGCUCAACUUGGUCAGCGCAAUUAUCUCGACAGAAAGGUGACGACAGACGCUCUCAAGCUGAUCGAUGCUUCCGGAUUGGAUUCUCAUUGACUUACAGGGCGUCAAGGAGGAGUACAGCGAAGCGGUCAAGUCGCUUGGGUUCCAGAUGGAGGAUCUUGUGAGUCAAUGGUGGAUGCCCGCACACACCGCCUACAGAGGCUGACUACUCUUUCCCAACCCCGAUCCCCAGCUUGACAACGAGCGCGAUGCCGGUCUCGGUAACGGUGGUCUCGGUCGCUUGGCGGCGUGCUACCUCGACUCGCUCUCGACGACCAACAUCCCGAGUUGGGGUUACGGCCUGCGCUACUCGUACGGUAUCUUCCGUCAGUUAUGCGACUCGAACGGCUCGCAACUCGAGGUGCCCGACCCAUGGCUCGACCACGCCAACCCUUGGGAGAUCCCCCGCCUUGACAACGGUGUCGAGGUCAAGUUUUACGGUGACGCCGUCCGUCGCGAUAACGGUUCGGGUACCUGGAACGGAGGUCUCGACGUCUUGGCCAUCCCUUACGACCUGCCCAUCCCCGGCUUCAAGACGAACAACACCAACAACAUUCGUUUGUGGUCGUCCAAGCCCAAAAAGUCGUUCGAUCUCGCCGCUUUCAACGCCGGUGAUUACGAAGCCGCCGUGCGUGAGGCAGGUGAUGCCGAGAACAUCACCCGUGUCUUGUACCCCAACGACAACUUUGAUGCGGGCAAGUUGUUGCGCUUGAAGCAACAGUACUUUUGGUGCGCCGCUUCGCUCGCCGAUAUUGUGCGUCGCUUCAAGAAGCUCGGGCAGCAGUGGUCCGAGUUCCCUCAUUAGUGAGUUGACGUCGAGGAGUUCAGUGGAAUCAGGUCUUAUCUUAUUGAAUCCGCCCGUCUGGCCUCAUCAACAGCAACGCGAUCCAACUCAAUGACACGCACCCCACGAUCGCUAUCAUCGAACUGCAACGCAUCCUCAUCGACGAAGAGGCCCAACCUUGGGACGCAGCAUGGGACAUCGUCUGCAAGACCUUUGGGUACACGAACCAUACCGUUCUACCCGAGGCCUUGGAGACGUGGCCCGAGCCUUUGAUCGCUUCGUUGCUGCCGCGUCAUAUGCAAAUCAUCUACGAUGUCAACUUGUUCUUCCUUCAAAAAGUGGAGAAGAAGUGGCCUGGGGAUUACGGGAAGCUCAGGUCUAUGUCCAUCAUUGGCGAAGGUGAGCUUUCUCCCCGUGCAUCGGCAUGUCCUGUUUGUUCAAGAACUGAUCUGAGCUUGGUAUACUUUGCAGGCGCCCACAAGCAGGUGCGCAUGGCCCACAUCGCCAUCAUCGGCUCGCACAAGGUCAACGGUGUCGCCGAGUUGCACUCCGAGUUGGUCAAGGAGAUGUUCGGUGACUUUGUCGAGUUCUUUGGCCGCGACAAGUUCACCAACGUCACCAACGGUAUCACCGCUCGACGGUGGUUGUUGCAAGCCAACCCCGGCUUGGCAUCGUUGAUCACGAAGAAACUCGGUUCGGACGACUACUUGCUCGACCUCAACAAGUUGCGCGGGUUGGAAAAGUUCGCCGACGACGUCGCGUUCCAAAAGGAGUGGGCUGCAGUCAAGCAGGCCAACAAGGAACGUUUGGCGGAAUACAUCGAGUCGACGCUCGGCAUCGCCGUGAACCGUAAUGCGCUCUUCGACGUCAUGUGCAAGCGUUUGCACGAGUACAAGCGCCAGUUCAUGAACAUCCUCGGUACGAUCUACCGCUACCUCCAACUCAAGAAAUUGUCCCCCGAGGAGCGCAAGCACGUCGUUCCCCGUCUCAGCGUCUUUGCCGGAAAGGCUGCACCGGGUUACUACAUCGCCAAGUUGGUCAUCCGUCUCAUCAACGCCGUGUCCAAGAAGAUUUGCGCCGACAAGGAAGUGAGCGACAUCUUGACCGUCGCCUUCUUGCCCGAUUACUCGGUCUCGCUCGCCGAAGUCAUCAUCCCCGCCAACGACAUCAGUGAACACAUCUCCACCGCCGGUACGGAAGCCUCGGGAACGUCCAACAUGAAGUUCGUCCUCAACGGUGGCUUGUUGCUCGGUACGGCCGACGGAGCCAACAUUGAGAUCUGCGAAGAGGUCGGCGAGGAGAACGUCUUCUUCUUCGGUCACUUGACCCCCGAAGUCAAAGGCCUUCGUCGCGCCCACCACUUCGGCGAGAACCAGUACCCCGAGGAAUUGCUCGAAGCCAUCAACGCCAUCCGAUCUGGAAUGUUUGGCGAUGCGGGAGUCUUUGAACCACUUAUUUCGACCUUGUUCGAAGGCAAAGACUUUUAUCUCGUUUCGGACGACUUCACAUCGUACCUUGCGGCGCAGAGGAUGGUCGACGAGUCGUACGUCGAUCGACCGGCUUGGGUCAAAAAGACGAGUGAGUCGGAUGUCUUCACUUAGGAAUUUGGGAUUUGGUUCGAAUUGAUGGCUGAUCUUUGGGUUUUCACACUCGUCUUCCAGUCCUCGCCACGUCGAGGAUGGGCAAGUUCUCGUCCGACCGCGCCGUGUUGCAAUACGCCGACGAGAUCUGGAACGUCGAACCCGUCAAGGUCGAGUCCGUCUAG
This is a messenger RNA of Microbotryum saponariae, 3579 nucleotides long. The record is from the annotation of a GenBank genome assembly. Lineage: Eukaryota; Fungi; Basidiomycota; Microbotryomycetes; Microbotryales; Microbotryaceae.